This is a messenger RNA of Clonostachys rhizophaga, 1752 nucleotides long. Lineage: Eukaryota; Fungi; Ascomycota; Sordariomycetes; Hypocreales; Bionectriaceae. The record is from the annotation of a GenBank genome assembly.
AUGGCUCUCAUACUCCCUAACCCGUCUGCCCUGGUCAGCGCCGCCUUGGCCCAAGCUACCACCUUGGCCACCGUAGCCGUUCCGACUUUGACCCCCGAGCCGUCUUCCGCCGCUGAGAUUUACGCCAGCCUUGGCAGCACUUACGACAAACCGGAACGACCCUGGACUCCGGGGCAGUUGCCCUUCGUGGAGAUAACACCUUCCGACAGCGCGUCGCCUUUGGCCGAGCGAUCGGAGCGAAAUAACUCCUCCCCCUCCUCCCCCUCCUCCCCCUCCUCCGGCUCCUCCCCUUCCUCCGGCUCCCCCCCCUCCUCCGGCCCCGCCCCCUCCUCCGGCAAAAACGCUUAUGACUUGGGGCAUGAACUGUGCCGCUUCCGAGUCAACGACGCCGAAGACGCCCAACGCCUGUGGGAAGAGACUGGAGCAGGGAAAGUUCUUGAUGACUGGGUCAAGGAGAUGGAUGCCAACAACGAGACUCAGUGGCUCAGGCAGUUUCAGGAGACUUAUCUGGGUGAUCCAAACUACCUGAACUGCGACAACUUGGGUGGAUACACCUGCAAGAUUGAUCACCAGAUGUGCAAUAAGAUGGCUGAGGAUGGCCUGGCUGGCCACUACUGGGUCUUGCGGGUUGUCACCUCCAUGAACUCUCUUCUGCGUCACUUGAAGGAUUCCAUCGAGAUCAACAACGAAUACUUCGAUAUGGACAAGCUGGUGGAAUCCUUCAAGCCUGGCGACCACAAGUAUACUGUCAAGUACGCUCUCGAUAGCAUCGCCCAAGCGUUUCGCAUUUCCAACUCAGCGGAAGCCCCGAUUGAGACGUUCUCACAAGUGGCCCAGGAUGCUAUUGGCGUCACCGAGUCGCUCAACCCCGUCAACAAGCUCGAUCUUGCCACAGAGGUUCUCGCGGGGGUGAGCACCUCCCCGGCGUUCGUUGCCGAGCUUGAAAACCGAGGCGAGAGCCACAAGCUCGACGACCUUCUCAAGGACCUGGGCCAACGUUACUCGGGGGCCAUGGAAAGGCACCUGCAGAGACUGAUGUGGUCUGCGCUGGGCCAUCAAGACCGGCGUGGCCUGCCACAGAACCUACUGACGGAUGACUACAAGACUGACAUUGGCAAGUUGUUCGGUGACGGAAAGUGGCUCCUCGAGGAUAUUUCGUUCGGCCUGCAGCCUUUCAUGGACCAGACCAUGCUCCUUGCGACGCACAAAUUCCUGGUCGACUUGCUCCGUUCCAGCGGAGCCACAAUGAUUGUCGAUGCCCAAAACCUGAGGGACUGGUGCGUCGGUGAAAUCGCUGAAGACGGGUACAUCAGUCACAAGAUCAUGGAUAUGGGGCUCGGCAUUGAUGCAUGUGUUGGUUUCCAGCAGAAGAAGUACAAACCCCUCACUCUGGAUCAGGAGAAGCUCCUCGUCGACGACUUCCACAUGAACACCGACUCCGUGUACCGCCAUCUGUGGGACUGCGCCAAGGACUCCAAGUACACGGUUCCGGAUGUCUUCGAGGCCAUGCCGGUCGGGGAGAUGAAGAGCGAUGGGACACUGCCCCAUUGCUACCUUGCCCUGCAGGUUUACAUGGGUAACCGGAUUGACUGGGUCGCGAACAGGAAGGACGUCGGUCAAUACCUGGUGAACAACUGGACAUCCAAUGCCCUCAUCGAGAGGGAGCAAAUGUUCAGUAACAAGACAUGGAGCAAGUGGAAGGUUUCUGGUCUGGGGAUUGAUCUUCCCGUCUGGAUUCACGGGUCAGGCUGA